AUGACGCUCACAAGUACGUCCCAAGCGCAAGGAACGGGCGCUUGCCAACUUCUCGACGCACCCACUUCCGCCCAUCGCACUCCCUUACGCCCAUCGCCCUCCCUCCCGCCGUCGCCCUACCUUAUGCUCGUCGCCCUCCAUAGGGCUCGUCGCCCUCCCUUCCGCCCGUCGCACUCCCUAGCGCUCGUCGCAUCCCCUUCCGCCCGUCGCUCUCACUUCCGCCCGUCGCUCUCCCUUCCGCCCGUCGCUCUCCCUUCCAAACGCCGCUCUCCCUUCCGCACGCCGCUCUCCCUUCCGCCCGUAACCUUUCCCUCUCUCCCCGGCAUCUGCCCCCGUACCCCCCAUCCCAUUCCCUGCUUCCCCUCAUCCCCUUCCCUGCUCCCCCCCAUCUCAUUCCCUGCUUCCGCCCAUCCCGUUCCCUGCUUCCCCCCAUCCCCUUUCCUGCUUCUUCCAAUCCCCUUCCCUACUUCCCCCCAUACCAUUCCCUGCUUCCGCCCAUCCCGUUCCCUGCUCCCCUCCAUCCCGUUCCCUGCUUCCCCCCAUCCCCUUCCCUGCUUCCCCCAAUCCCCUUCCCUGCUUCCCCCCAUCCAGUUCCCUGCUUCCCCCCAUCCCAUUCCCGUCUUCCCCCCAUCCCGUUCCCAGCUUCCCCCUAUCCCGUUCCCUGCUUCCCCUCAUCCCCUUCCCUGCUUCCCCCAAUCUCCUUCCCUGCUUCCCCCCAUCCCCUUCCCUGCUUCCCCCAAUCCCCUUCCCUGCUUCCCCCCAUCCAGUUCCCUGCUUCCCCCCAUCCCAUUCCCGUCUUCCCCCCAUCCCGUUCCCAGCUUCCCCCUAUCCCGUUCCCUGCUUCCCCUCAUCCCCUUCCCUGCUCCCCCCCAUCCCCUUCCCUGCUUCCCCCCAUCCCGUUCCCUGCUUCCCCCCACCCCAUUCCCUGCUUCCCCCCAUUCCGUUCCCACCAUCAGAGAGGUGAGCGCCACACACCAGGUGAGGCUUCACUUUCUCCAUAUGCCCCUCCUUUCCCUCGAUCUCACCCUCUUCCUCCUCCUUCCCAUGUCCCUUCCCAUGUACCCCUCCCCAUCGUCCCUUCCCUACUUCCCCCCAUCCCCUUCCCUACUUCCCCUCAUCCCCUUCCCUGCUUCCCCCCAUCCCCUUCCCAGCUUCCCCCAAUCCCCUUCCCUGCUUCCCCCCCUCCGUUCCCUGCUUCCCCCCAUCCCUGUCCCUGCUUCCCCUCAUCCCCUUCCCUGCUCCCCCCUUUCUCCCUGUCCCCUUCUCCCUGUUUCAUGUCUCCGUGUGAGCCGUUUCACUGAACAUGCUUUCCCCCACCCUCUGCACUGCUUCCUCCCUACCCCUGCCCUGCUUCCCAUCAUCCUCUGCCCUCCCUUCUCCUAA
Closterium sp. Naga37s-1 is the source of this 1383-nucleotide messenger RNA. Lineage: Eukaryota; Viridiplantae; Streptophyta; Zygnematophyceae; Desmidiales; Closteriaceae. The record is from the annotation of a GenBank genome assembly.